Molecule: messenger RNA, 339 nt
Organism: Rodentolepis nana
Lineage: Eukaryota; Metazoa; Platyhelminthes; Cestoda; Cyclophyllidea; Hymenolepididae
Source: the annotation of a GenBank genome assembly
AUGAGGCACUCCGUAGAGCUUUACGAUGGCCUUUCCUUGCAGAGAUUUAGCUCUAAAGAUUGCCUUCAGCUCUCAGCUGCUCUCAUCAUUUCUUCGAAUGAACUAAUCCGACGACACGAAAGUGCACAACUAAGACGAUUGGUUGGUGGACCAAGCUUUUUUACCUCUUCACCCUCCUCAUCCAUCCAACUCGAAGCUUAUCAGAGCAUCAGUUGUUCAAUCCUUCCAUGCGAAAGGAACAAGGGUAGCGCCAAACUCCAAUUUUGCCAAUCCUUCAGUGUGGACUCACAUCGCGUAAAAUUUGCCUGUUUGAUAACUUGCACGUCUCUUUCUAGUUGA